ACAACCACCAAAGAGAGCCCCCCUGCAGGCACCAAUGAAAAGAAAUCAAAGGCCAAAGAGAAAAAAAGUGAAUCAGAAAGCAAAGGAAAGACGACUAAGCCUAAAAAAGAGCCAGCCUCUAUGUUUCAGAUAAAUGGAGAUAAACCAGACUUUAUUGCAAAAAAGAAAGCCGCUAAGUCUGACAGUGAUGAGAGUGAGCCGGAGACUAAACCCAGCAAGACCAAAAAGAAAUCAACAGCCAACUCUGCCUCCAUGUUCCAGACUGGAGAAGAGAAAGAGAAAGUCAAAGAUAAAGACAAGAAAAAAGACAAGAAUAGCAAAGACAAGGAGAAGAAUAACAAGAAAAAGAGUUCAGCUAAAUCUGAUGAAAGUGAAGAAGAGGUUACAGAAGUAGCCAAAAACAAGAAAGGCAAAGGAAAGAAAAGUAAAAAGGAGGAGAGGCCUCCAUCUCCACAGAUUGUGUUUGAUGACCUUGACGAGUUUGUUCUUCAGGCUGCACCUCAGGGAACCACCAUCAAGUGUAAAGUGACAAGAGACAAGCGUGGCAUGGACAGAGGCUUCUACCCAACCUACUACCUCCAUUUAGACAAUGAGAAGAAGGUCUUUUUAUUGGCUGGCCGAAAAAGAAAAAAGAGCGCAACGUCAAAUUAUUUGAUCUCCAUAGAUUCAACUGACCUGUCACGGGGUGGAGAUAAUUUUAUUGGAAAGUUAAGAUCAAAUCUCAUGGGUACCAAGUUCACCGUGUUUGACAACGGUCUUAACCCUGAACGUUCCCUCAGAGACAUGUCUAACGCCCGACAAGAGCUAGCUGCUAUCAUUUAUGAGACAAAUGUAUUGGGGUUUAAAGGGCCCAGAAAAAUGACAGUGAUCAUUCCAGGAAUGGAUGAUGACAACGAGCGAGUACCAAUUUGUCCACGAACAGAAAAUGACACUCUGCUAGCGCGCUACCAGAACAGACAGAUGGACAAUGUGAUUGAACUUCACAACAAAACACCGGUUUGGAAUGAUGACAGCGCUUCAUAUGUCCUCAACUUCUCCGGUCGGGUCACACAAGCCUCUGUCAAGAACUUUCAGAUUGUCCACAGCAAAGACAAUAGCUACAUUGUUAUGCAGUUUGGAAGGGUAGCUGACGACAUGUUCACUCUGGACUAUAAUUACCCCAUGUGUGCAGUACAAGCCUUUGCUAUUGCUUUGUCCAGCUUUGAUGGAAAACUGGCCUGCGAAUGACCACAAAGCACGAAGCACAAAUUCCACAACCAGUACACAAAUCUUUGCAGUCAACACACA
This is a messenger RNA of Xyrauchen texanus (razorback sucker), 1287 nucleotides long. Its product is annotated as tubby-related protein 1-like. NCBI's taxonomy places the organism in Eukaryota, Metazoa, Chordata, Actinopteri, Cypriniformes, Catostomidae. Gene Ontology annotation, cellular component: cilium. Gene Ontology annotation, molecular function: actin filament binding. The transcript is spliced from 10 exons. Gene Ontology annotation, biological process: protein localization to cilium. The coding region runs from base 121 to 1227 and encodes 368 amino acids. The record is from RefSeq and is a predicted model, not a curated record.